Messenger RNA from Salvelinus namaycush (lake trout), 2795 nucleotides. RefSeq names its product Golgi phosphoprotein 3-like. The coding region runs from base 249 to 1133 and encodes 294 amino acids. Gene Ontology annotation, biological process: Golgi organization; Golgi to plasma membrane protein transport; retrograde vesicle-mediated transport, Golgi to endoplasmic reticulum. The record is from RefSeq and is a predicted model, not a curated record. The transcript has 4 exons. Gene Ontology annotation, molecular function: phosphatidylinositol-4-phosphate binding. Gene Ontology annotation, cellular component: trans-Golgi network; Golgi cisterna; cytosol. Lineage: Eukaryota; Metazoa; Chordata; Actinopteri; Salmoniformes; Salmonidae.
UCGUCAUCGCUCACCGCCAUAUUGGAUAAACUACCAGCGGACGGGGAGAGUGGAGGCUGAGGGAAACACUGCUUAUAUGUCGCUACAUUGGUUGUGGUAUAGUUGUCAUUACCAGAGAUAAAAACAAUAAUUGGGAGUCCGUAGCUGUAUGUAUCGGGCAAAUUAAAGUGGUUUUAAAAUCACGGCCGGGUAGUGAGAGGCCGAGGCGAGCUGGGUGGUUUUCGUCGUUGCUGUUGGAACUUGUAGACAUGACUUCCCUGACACAGCGGAGCUCUGGCCUAGUGCAGAGACGGACCGAGGCCUCUCGUACGGCUGCCGCCGACAAGGACAGAGGGUCCGGGGAUGAGGACUUCGAGCCCCGCCGCGGGGAAGAACAAGAGGAGCAAGAGAAGGGAGACUCCAAAGAAACUCGACUCACGUUGAUGGAAGAAGUACUACUCUUGGGAUUGAAGGACCGCGAGGGCUACACGUCGUUCUGGAACGACUGCAUCUCGUCGGGGCUGCGUGGCUGCAUGCUCAUAGAGCUGGCCAUCAGAGGACGACUACAGCUGGAAGCCUGUGGCAUGAGGAGGAAAAGCCUGCUCGCCAGGAAGGUGAUCUGUAAGUCAGAUGCUCCGACAGGGGACGUGCUAUUGGACGAGGCUCUCAAACACGUGAAGGAGACACAGCCCCCAGAGACGGUGCAGAGCUGGAUUGAGCUGCUCAGCGGUGAGACGUGGAACCCUCUGAAGCUACACUACCAGCUGAGGAACGUGAGGGAGCGCCUAGCCAAGAACCUGGUGGAAAAGGGCGUGCUGACCACGGAGAAACAGAACUUCCUCCUCUUCGACAUGACCACUCACCCGCUCACCAACAACAACAUCAAACAACGCCUCGUCAAGAGGGUUCAGGAGGCCGUGUUGGAGAAAUGGGUCAACGACCCGCACCGCAUGGACAAGCGGCUGCUCGCCCUCAUCUUCCUGGCCCACUCGUCUGAUGUCCUGGAGAAUGCAUUUUCCCCCCUGCUGGACGACCAGUAUGACCUGGCCAUGAAGAGAGUACGGCAGCUCUUGGACCUGGAGCCAGAGGGGGAGAGCACGAAGACCAACGCCAAUGAGUUGUUGUGGGCUGUGGUGGCCGCCUUUACCAAGUGACCUGACCUUCCACCUUCAGACAACAGAGGGGGUUGGUUGGUUAAUGACGAUGGUGGUGGGUAUGGUGUGGAGGGAGAGGGAGACGACAGGACAGUUUGGCGUGGGACGGAGAGGGCUAGUCCUGACUUGAGUUCACCUCCGCCUAGACUUUCUGAACAGAAUAGACCGCUCCAGACCUGUCCGACGGUUUUUCUGUUUUCUUUCCUUGUAGAUAACUCUCUCACUCCUUCCUCCAUCGUGGUAUUUUGUGUCUCUGCGAGAUGCCAUUUAAAUCGCUGACUUUUACAACAGAAAAACUCCCCUCUGAUGGAGAAACGUUUUGGAUACCGGACCGACUGAAAUAUGAAGAUUCAAUCAUCUUUCUCUCUUCCUCAGAAAUGUCUUUCUUCAAAGUAUGUUAUGUAUUCUCUCCAGGUAUCUAGCUCUAACUCACUUUGACGUGUAUUAAUCCACUGUUGUUCAGUGAUGUACAUGCAGAUUCCAUGUACGUGAAACAUAGUAACACUAUAUGAAUACUAGAGAAUUAUUCUCCUGACAAGGUUUUUUUUGGGGGGGGGGUUUGAUUUCCUCUCCAACGUGAUGACAUCAUGACGACAUGGUCUGAAGUUUCCUGUUUCGGAUUUUACACUCGUGUUUUAUGAACGAAAAGCUUCUCUCAUGACGGUGUUUUGGGUUCCAGGUAAAUGUGAGAGACCAAGGGAUUCAUCUGAAUUCUACCUUACUACAUAACUAUAUAUAUAUAUAUAUAAUAUAUAUAACUUAGUGUAGUAGUGUACUUUAUAGGGAAUAGUCUCUCUGUUACUUUUCAGAUGAACUAAACUCUUUAGGCCAGUCUUUGGUCUCAAGAGUUCUGCUGAGGUAAAGACAUCUGCAUUCAUAGGUUCGGUUUCGACUGGGAAAUAAGGUAAGGUAAGCUUGUGUCUAUCUAGCUGGGAAUCAUAUUUUGACCAGGCCCCCCUAGUGCGCUAUAGAGGGAACAGGGCCCCCCUAGUGCACUAUAUAGGGAACAGGGUCCCCCUAGUGCGCUAUAGAGGGAACAGGGUCCCCCUAGUGCGCUAUAGAGGGAACAGGGCCCCCCUAGUGCGCUAUAGAGGGAACAUGGUCCCCCUAGUGCGCUAUAUAGGGAACAGGGCCCCCCCUAGUGCGCUAUAGAGGGAACAUGGGCCCCCUAGUGCGCUAUAUAGGGAACAGGGUCCCCCUAGUGCACUAUAGAGGGAACAUGGUCCCCCUAGUGCGCUAUAGAGGGAACAGGGCCCCCCUAGUGCGCUAUAGAGGGAACAGGGCCCCCCUAGUGCGCUAUAGAGGGAACAUGGUCCCCCUAGUGCACUAUAUAGGGAACAGGUUCCCCCUAGUGCACUAUAGAGGGAAGAGGGUGCUAUUUUGGAUGCAGAUAUUUGUCUGUGCCUCAGCCUUUCUUCAGUGUCUACGUUUCUGUCCGUCGGUCUGAACGUGAUUCCGUAACGAAGAAACGUCUCCGAUGAUCCAGUACGGAAUAAAAGGAUCAUCUCUUCUAGAACUUUCACCUGACUAUCACGUGUCUUUAAAGUCAUUCAGUUUUAUUUUUGUAACUUUUCUCAUAAUCAAAUUUGUCAUCGGUUGUGUCUGUUCACUCCAAAAGGUCUGAAAUGAAUAAAAUAAAUCAAAAUUAUGGAUGGGCCCACA